This is a messenger RNA of Fusarium musae, 1302 nucleotides long. RefSeq lists its product as uncharacterized. Bases 1 to 1302 code for a protein of 433 amino acids. Gene Ontology annotation, molecular function: FAD binding; monooxygenase activity. Lineage: Eukaryota; Fungi; Ascomycota; Sordariomycetes; Hypocreales; Nectriaceae. The transcript has 3 exons. The record is from RefSeq and is a predicted model, not a curated record.
AUGUCGCAGGUAAUAAUCAUCGGGGGCGGGCUCGCGACAUCGAUCGUUAACGACUCUCAGGGCCCGGUCCUAGCUUUGGCCCUACACAAGCACGAAAUCUCGAGUACGAUAUAUGAGCUGCGACCAAAAGCCUACAGGUCGGGAGGCAAUAUCGCGAUAGCCCCCAACGCCGCUCGGGUGCUGGACCACAUUGGUGUAUAUGGGCAACUACGCACCCAAGGGUUCAACUAUGAGGAGAUCUCAUUCGAGAAUGGUUCAGGAAAGGUGCUAGGGAAGUUUCUGAACGGAAGCCAAAAGCACUAUAACUUUAGUGCUCUUCGAAUUAAGCGUUCCCUUGUGCAUGACGAGCUCUUGGCCGCCUGCGAGCAGCGCGGCAUCCCUAUUCAUUACGAGAAGAAGUUCGAGCGCAUUGUAUCAGAAACGGAUGAGAACGCGACUGCAUUGUUCGAGGACGGAGAGGAAGUCACCGCCGGGUUCGUCAUUGGAUGUGAUGGCAUUCACUCAAAGGUGAGAAAUGAUAUCCAAGUUGUCCGGCCGGAAUUCAGUGGCCUGAUGGGUAUCAUGGGGUCGGUCAUGGAAGAAGAGCUUACCUCGAUGCAUGCAACAUCGCGCCCUCCUCUCCCUUCAAUGAUGUUCGGCGCUAAUGGUUCAUUUGCCAUUAUGCCGUCCAGCUUCGACGGCAAAGAGAUUGGAUAUUUUGCUACUAUUGAAGCACAAGAUCGCAGCCAGGACGAGUGGUCUCGAUUAUCCCAGAACAAGGACGAGCUUCAUAAGUGGCUCACGGAUCGCUUCAACACCUCCGAUUUACAUUGGCCUCCUCUAGUCCAAGAGCUUUGCGAGAAAACUCCAAUCGACGGUCUGACAAGCUGGCCAUUCUUCUCUGUUCCUGAACUUAAGGACUGGAAAUCCACUGCUGGACGAGUAAUCGUCAUCGGCGAUGCGGCACACGCGAUCCCACCGACCGGUGGUCAAGGAGCAGCUAUGGCCUUCGAGGAUGCCGAAACACUCUCUUACGUGCUAGGGCGCCUUCGCGACCUCCACCUUGCUCAUGCUGGUGGUAGCCAUAAGUUGUUUGCGGGCGACAUCCUCAACAAGUGGCAGCGACACCGACAGGAUCGCAUUGUCAAAGUCUUGGAUUUCACUUCCAAAAAUGGAACUCUGCGCAAGAGUAGUCCGCAUGUAUAUGAACAGGCGGCUAAGGAAUGGAUCAUUUGGGCUGCUUUCAAGUUCAUGGGUGCUGAAGCUGGCGCCAAGUGGCUGUAUACCUACAAUGCAGAGAAUGUGCUCGGCGUAAUCGUCUAG